Bubalus bubalis (water buffalo) is the source of this 568-nucleotide messenger RNA. RefSeq names its product histone H2A type 1. The transcript has a single exon. The record is from RefSeq and is a predicted model, not a curated record. Gene Ontology annotation, molecular function: DNA binding; structural constituent of chromatin; protein heterodimerization activity. The coding region runs from base 52 to 444 and encodes 130 amino acids. Lineage: Eukaryota; Metazoa; Chordata; Mammalia; Artiodactyla; Bovidae. Gene Ontology annotation, cellular component: nucleosome.
GCGUUUCUGUGUUCGCCUCUCAUUCUCCACGGUGACCGUUGAUCUUGAAUCAUGUCUGGACGUGGCAAACAAGGUGGUAAAGCUCGCGCCAAGGCCAAGACUCGCUCUUCGCGGGCAGGACUCCAGUUCCCCGUGGGUCGAGUGCACCGCCUUCUCCGCAAGGGUAACUACGCCGAGCGGGUCGGGGCCGGGGCCCCAGUGUACCUGGCGGCGGUGCUGGAGUACCUGACGGCCGAGAUCCUGGAGCUGGCGGGCAACGCGGCCCGGGACAACAAGAAGACCCGCAUCAUCCCGCGUCACCUGCAGCUGGCCAUCCGCAACGACGAGGAGCUCAACAAGCUGCUGGGCAAAGUCACCAUCGCUCAGGGUGGUGUCCUGCCCAACAUCCAGGCCGUGCUGCUGCCCAAGAAGACUGAGAGCCACCACAAGGCGAAAGGCAAAUAGAAGUCUGGAUUACUUCGCAGCAGUUUAAAGGUCUCAAUCAAACCAAAGGCUCUUUUCAGAGCCACUUAAAAGUUCCCUUGGAAGAACUGAGCACUAAAUAUUAAAGCUUAAAUACUAUAUGAUA